Perca fluviatilis (European perch) is the source of this 1245-nucleotide messenger RNA. Its product is annotated as deleted in malignant brain tumors 1 protein-like. Gene Ontology annotation, cellular component: membrane. The coding region runs from base 1 to 1245 and encodes 414 amino acids. The transcript is spliced from 6 exons. The record is from RefSeq and is a predicted model, not a curated record. NCBI's taxonomy places the organism in Eukaryota, Metazoa, Chordata, Actinopteri, Perciformes, Percidae.
AUGUGUUCGAAUGCAUCUGAUCUGGGGAAGUGUGCAUCAUCAAUUUCCCAUUCCACCCUCCUGACUCUCAACUGCUCAGACUCUGUCAGGCUGGUGAAUGGGACCAGUCUGUGCUCAGGCAGACUGGAGGUGAAGACUAACCCGUCUACCCAGCGCUGGUCCACAGUGUGUGAAGCUGACUUUGACCAGCAGGAUGCAGAGGUGGUCUGUAGGGAGCUUGGCUGUGGGCCUCCUUCCGUCCUCCAGGGGGCACUCUAUGGAGAAGUGGAGGCUCCAAUGGGGACCAAAGAGUUCCAGUGUGGAGGCACUGAGUCUGCUCUCCUGGAGUGUGGAAGCUCAGGCUCAGAUAGAAACACCUGCUCACCUGGAAAAGCUGUUGGACUCACCUGCCCAGAGCCUGUCAGGUUGGUGGGAGGAGCCAGUCGCUGUACAGGAACACUGGAGCUGAAAUAUAAGGGAGAAUGGAGACCAGUGAAUGACUAUUAUUCUGUCCUGACCCUGAAGGAAGCAGCUGCUGCCUGCAGAGAGUUGGACUGUGGCUCUGCUCUUUCUGUAGGAAAGAGAGAGUCCUCACGCAGACCUGUGUGGUUAGUCUUGUCAAGCUGUGUUCAUUCUGGAUCUGCUCAGAGGGGGUGUGCAACAUCAUUUUACUCUUCCUUCAUACAGGAUCUCAUCUGCUCAGACCUGCUGCUUCAGCCCGACAUCUCUGUGUCCUCCUCCAUAGUCUGGGUCUCCGAGGAGGCCCAGCAGCAGGGAUUCCAGGUGUUCUGGCACUCAAACUUCACCAUUAGCUGCUCCAUCCAGCCACAGUACCCAGGAGGCUCCUUCCAGCUCACCUUCACCUCCUCCAACUCAACACACAACUACACCCAGCCAGCUGUCAAUCACUCUGCCCACUUCCUGUUUCUUGCUGCAAAGCCCACCCACCAAGGAAGCUACAGCUGUGUUUAUCACCUCUAUGUUUUCUCUCAUAAUUUCUUCUCUGAGAGCCGUCUGCUCUCUCUCAGCGUCAUAGAUCCAUCAGAUUCAACACCUUUUAUCAUCAGAGUGGUCGUCCUGCUGCUGACUCUGCUGUUGGUGAACAUUGCCCUUUACUUCUACUACAAGGACAGCAGGGGCAGAAGCCGGAAAGACAGGAGGACAUGGAGCUGGACUAUUAUAACCUGGGUGUCCCUGCAGCCGAAGGAGGGCCGACGGAAGAGGAAGCAGCUUGGGGAGCAGAGUAGCACCUCGACUCAAACUUGA